Fusarium graminearum PH-1 is the source of this 1455-nucleotide messenger RNA. RefSeq lists its product as uncharacterized. The record is from RefSeq and is a predicted model, not a curated record. Lineage: Eukaryota; Fungi; Ascomycota; Sordariomycetes; Hypocreales; Nectriaceae. Gene Ontology annotation, molecular function: monooxygenase activity; oxidoreductase activity, acting on paired donors, with incorporation or reduction of molecular oxygen. The coding region runs from base 1 to 1455 and encodes 484 amino acids. The transcript has 4 exons.
AUGGCGUCCACUGAACCUGCAGACAGUAGUGCUGUCAAUGCAAGCAACAAUGAGCCCAAGAAGAAAAUCAUUAUCAAUGCAUUUGACAUGUCGACCAUUGGACAUCUUUCUCCAGGCCAAUGGAAGGCAAACAAGUCAGCAACCAAGCGAGAUCUUCAGUAUUGGAUCGACCUCGCUAAGCUGCUUGAAAAGGGAGGCAUCAACGCCCUCUUUCUUGCAGACACAUACGGCGGAUAUGACACCUAUGAGGGAAAGCUCGAUAACUGCAUUCGUCGCGCUGCCCAAUGGCCCAUGACUGAUCCAACUAUCCCGAUCAGUGCUAUGGCAGCCGUGACCAAGAAUUUGGGGUUUGCCAUCACUGCUUCAACUUCGUUUGAGCCGCCGUUCCUCCUUGCCAAACGCUUUUCAUCGCUUGAUCAUUUCACACAGGGAAGAAUUGGCUGGAAUAUCGUUACAAGCUGGAAGAAAGCAGCUUUCAAAGCAAUUGGACUGGACAGUCCCAUCGCACACGAUGAGAGAUAUGAGCAGGCUGAUGAGUAUCUACGCGUUCUCUAUAAACUCUGGGAAGGGUCUUGGGCUGACGACGCUAUCUCCCCUGAUCCAGAGAAUGACAGCUACGCAGAUCCGGAUAAGAUUCGAACUAUCCAUCACCAUGGAAAGUUCUUCGACUUGGAUACUCGUCAUAUUGUCGACCCAUCGCCUCAACGAACGCCUUUCCUCUUUCAAGCUGGCACCUCGUCAGCUGGCCAGACUUUUGCUGCAUCCCAUGCCGAGGGUAUCUUUGUCUCGUCCCAUUCACCAGCAAUUCUGAGGCCCAAGAUCCAAGCCAUUCGAGAACAGGCUGCUAAGCUAGGCAGAGAUCCUCAGUCUCUCAAAUUCUUUGCAACAUUCACGCCCAUUGUCGGCCGUACCGAUGAAGAAGCGCAGGAGAAAAUGGAGGAGCUGAAGAAGUAUGCCUCUACUAUUGGCGGUUUGGUGCUCGUCAGCGGCUGGACAGGCAUCGACCUGUCGCGAGUCCCGCUUGAUCAGGAACUCACUUCUGCAGACUCACUUGAGCAGCAUAGAGUCCAGAGCCUUCUCGAUGCAUUUACUGUGACGAGUCAGGAUAUUCCAAAGUGGACACCUAGAGUGAUCGCAGAGAAAGCAGCUAUUGGAGGACUUGGACCAGUUGCGGUUGGAAAUCCUCAAAAGGUUGCUGAUGAGAUGGAGCGUUGGAUUAAGGAGGGCGAUCUGGAUGGGUUCAAUAUUGGAUAUGUCACAACUCCUGGCACUUUUGAGGAUCUGGUGGAGCUCUUGGUUCCUGAGCUUCGACGAAGAGGGUUGUAUCAUGAGGCUCCUAGUGAAGGGGAGUAUACUUUGCGUGAGAGGGUCUAUGGCGCGGGUCAGGCUGGUUUGCGUAGUGAUCACGUCGGUUCACAGUACAAGUAUGACGUGUUCAAGGAAGAAGAGCAGUAA